AUUAAUUAAAACUUAUAGCAACCCACAAUAUAUACAGUGUAUAUUAUACACAAUAUAGCUGAUGAAUACAAAAAAGCCAGAAGUGAAACAUAUCGCCGAUAUAGUGGGUGAAUGGGGUAAAUGGCAGUUCCUAUUCAGCGCCUUCUGUUUCCUGCAGUCAGGCUGUGCGGCCUUUAUUAACAUGGGAUAUGGCUUUCACGCCAAACAUGUGGACUUCUGGUGCGCCGACACACCAACCAAUCUUACCUCACAUCAUUUAAGCGAUUCUAUUAAAUGUCAUAAAUAUAAUAAUCCAAACGAAAGCUGCACUCAUUGGGAGUACAAUAGGACUCAGUUUAGAAAAACAAUCAUUACUGAAUUUGAUUUAGUGUGCGAUCGAGCUAGCUAUGCAUCUCUA
Molecule: messenger RNA, 397 nt
Organism: Medioppia subpectinata
Lineage: Eukaryota; Metazoa; Arthropoda; Arachnida; Sarcoptiformes; Oppiidae
Source: the annotation of a GenBank genome assembly